Gadus morhua (Atlantic cod) is the source of this 764-nucleotide messenger RNA. RefSeq lists its product as uncharacterized. The transcript has 5 exons. NCBI's taxonomy places the organism in Eukaryota, Metazoa, Chordata, Actinopteri, Gadiformes, Gadidae. The record is from RefSeq and is a predicted model, not a curated record. The coding region runs from base 132 to 764 and encodes 210 amino acids.
CAUAGGUUGAGAUAGUGUGUAGUUCUAGACUGUGGGACAGAUAGUGUGUGUAUGUCAGACAGGAGGAGGAUAGGAAGUCUUCACUGAAGUCAUUUCAUGUUUGGUACUUAAAGAGAAUCCAGAGAAACAAUAUGGCAUUGUGUUUGUGUCCAGGUCUCCAGUCUACUAUGGAUGAGGAGAGAGAGGAGGGGGCUCCUACCUCUAAAACCACUCUGUCUGGGGAACAUGGCCGCCAGAGCAAAGCUAAGAGCCCAGAGCAGCGGGAGAGAGCAGACUCCCCUGAACCCAGCUGUGUCUCCAUGAAGAGUGACUGGUCUAUGGAUUAUCCGCAUGACUUUAGAGAUGGAAUUCGGUCUAUUAAGAAGAGAUUCCAGAAGGGGAGAGCAGACUCCCCUGGACCCAGCUGUGUCUCCUUGAAGAGCGACUGGUCUAUGGAUCAUCCUCCUAGACUUAAAGAUGGACGACCCUCCAGAGAGGAAGAAGUCCAGAAGGAGAGAGCGGACUCCCCUGGACCCAGCUGUGUCUCCUUGAAGAGCAACUGGUCUAUGGGUCAUCCUCCUGGACUUAAAGAUGGACGCCCCUCCAGAGAGGAGAGGCGACCACAGGAGAGGUCAAAGGUUACCAGUGCUCAGUCUGUACAGCAGAAUCAAGCAGAGCUGAUCAAGGUGUGUAAAUUAAACCAGACAUUUGACUUCAGCUCUAAACAGGGGCGCCGUAAAGGGGGGGGGGAAUUCAUCAUAAUCAAGUUAAUAUAUUUCGAGUGA